Saitoella complicata NRRL Y-17804 is the source of this 1003-nucleotide messenger RNA. RefSeq lists its product as uncharacterized. The transcript has a single exon. The record is from RefSeq and is a predicted model, not a curated record. Lineage: Eukaryota; Fungi; Ascomycota; Saitoellomycetes; Saitoellales; Saitoellaceae. The coding region runs from base 39 to 923 and encodes 294 amino acids.
UCGACCACCAUUACUCGGAGGAUUUCCCGGAGGGAGCGAUGGUCGUCUCUGCAUGUCAACACCCGCCUAUCGCCACGACGUCGAUGUUGGCGUAUAUCUUAUGUACACCACUUCACCGCUCCGUCGCUGAUCUCGUGGGGUGGUUCGCCAUCCUGGGCACAUACGGCGAUUUGGGGAGUAGUAUCAAAUUCGACGGGAAGCCGUGGCCGGAGGAGUUGGCGCCGUUGUUGAAGACGUAUACGAAGAAGAGGUUUACGGAGAGUGUCAGUCUCAUUAACGCUCCACGCCGGCUGGACGGAAAUCCACUUCCGGCAUGGGAGGCUUUGGACGCAGCUGACGCUUCUCCCAUCACCGUCGUGGAAAGCCAGGCGUUGAGAUGCGCAAAGGAGGUCACAAAAGCCGAAAUCGAACGCUGGCAACGUGCCGCACCUAAAUUCUCACGUGAUGGCCGAGUCGCGGUCGUUGAGGUCGACUCCUUCGCACAAGUCCACCCCGUCAUCGCAUCCCGGUGGUCUUCUACCCUCUCUAAGGGCUCAAAGGGAGGAAGGGGUAGAUGUGAGAUGGUAUGUGUAGCAAACACCGGCUAUAUCGACGCCCGCGUCAACUUUUCCUGUCGGCCCGUCGGACCGGGACGCCUCACGACCGAAGAAGGCGCGGAGGGGGAUGUCGAUCUAAUUGCGAUGUUGGAGGAGUACGCGAGUCGGAAGGAGGGCUUUAGGAGUAGGGUUGGUGCGGAUUUCGCGAGGGGGCAUAGGAGGGCUACAGGCGGGAGUUUGGCGGUGGGCUUGUGGGAGGAGUUUAGGGAUGAGAUAUUGGAGGUUGGGGUUAAGGAUCCUAAAGAGUUGAGUGUGAAGGAGGUCAAGGAGGCGAAGGAGCAGAAGGGGCAGAAGAAAUUGGAUGGGUUUUUUGUUAAGAAAGAGUAAGCACUGAGGAAGGAUCAUGCGAGGAAGCAUGAUGGGUAGGUUGGGUGUAAGGGUCAUGGUGUUACCUAUCGGUUCAUUUA